Molecule: messenger RNA, 1875 nt
Organism: Micromonas pusilla CCMP1545
Lineage: Eukaryota; Viridiplantae; Chlorophyta; Mamiellophyceae; Mamiellales; Mamiellaceae
Exons: 1
Coding region: 1-1875 (624 amino acids)
Molecular function (GO): ATP binding; ATP hydrolysis activity
Source: RefSeq, a predicted model, not a curated record
AUGCAGGCGAGCUGCGUCGCGAACGGGCUGUCGUACUGCGCGGCGGACGCGUACGCGUCCUCCCGCGGCGCGUUCCUCGCCGUCCUCGCGUCGAUGUGGCGCGCGCUGACGCAUCAGCUCCAAAACCAAUUCGUCUCGGGGUCGAUAUCGCUCGCGUGCGCGUCGACCGCGAUGAGCGUGAUGUGGCGCCUCGCGCAUCACCUCAGACGUCUCGCGGAGGACAAGAUAUUCUCCACGUACGACAUCCCGCACGGGACGCCGCAGUACUACGCCGCGCUGCGCUGGCUGCACGCGCGACCGGCGGUUCGGAGAGCGUCCAGGAGGCUCGUCGUGCCGUCCGACGCCGCGUGCGACGCCGCGGACGCGAACGCGUCGUCGUCGUCCUCCUCCUCCUCCUCCUCGCCGCACGACCCGGACGACCCGCUCGAGAGCGGGCUGCGGACCAUCCCGGUGCUGCUCCGCGCGCAGCAGAUCUGCGUCCGCGUCGGCGCCGCGCUCGUGUGGGUCGGACACGGCGGCGGCGGCGCAGGCGGCGGCGGCGGCGGCGGCGCGGGCGGCGCGGGCGGCGGCGGCGCGAGGCACUCGUGGUACGGCCAGUUCCUCCACGACUUCCGCGGCGGCGGCGGCGGCGGCGGCGGCGGCGGCGCGCUCGACCACUCGUCCGCCGCGUUCGGAUGGGACGCCGGGCCCGACGGCGGCGCGUCGUCGCCCGCCGGCGUCGGCGGCGGCGUUCGACUGCGCGUCCUCGGCGGCGGCGGCGGCGGCGGCGAACGCGCGCUCCGCGCUAUCCUCGCCGCCGGGCACGAGCUCGGCCGCGGGACCGCGCGACGAUACACGCAGGUGUACCUCCCGUCCACCGCGGUGUCCGCGCGCGGCGGCGGCGGCGCGAGCAGGGCGGAGUGGAUCGACGCAGGCCGCCGGCCGUCGCGGCCGAUUUCGAGCGUGAUUCUCAAGCGUUCAGACGCGACGGACGCGUUGCUCGAUGCGCGCGCGUUCCUUCGCCUGGAGCGGUGGUACGCCGAGCGCGGGAUCCCGUACCGUCGCGGGUACUUGCUCCACGGCCCUCCCGGGGGAGGGAAGACGAGCUUAGUGCGCGCGAUCGCCGGCGAGCUGCGUCUGCCGGUGUACCAGGCGUCGCUCGGCGGCCGCGGGCUGGACGACGAGGCGUUUCAUCGGUUGCUGCGAGCGUGCGCGCGACGCGCUGUCGUGCUCCUGGAGGACGUCGACGCCGCGUCCGGCGCGGCGGUGGGCGCGCGGAGCGGCGGCGGCGAGGAGGACGGCGGCGGCGGCGGUCUCACGUUGCCCGGGUUGCUCAGCGCUUUGGACGGCGUCGGCGCCGCGGACGGUCGGCUGCUCUUCAUGACCUGCCGCGACGCGAGCGCGCUGGAGCCCGCGCUCGUGCGGCCGGGGAGGAUCGACGUGAGGAUCGAGUUCGGGCCGCCGGAUCGCGCGCAGGCGGCGGCGUUGUUCCGGCACUUUUACGGCGCGUCCGACCGCGCCGCGGCGACGGCGGCGGCGGCGGCGGCGUCUUCGUCUUCGUGUUCGUCGGCGGAUCGCGGCGACCGCUCGGACGCGUCCGCCGCGGGCGGGACGGCUUCGAAACCGUCGCCGUCGCCGGUCGCGUUCGGCGGCGCGCCGCCUCUCUUCGACGCGCGCGUCGUCGACGCGCUCGCGGAGAAGUUCGGCGCCGCGGCGGUCGCGUCCGGGGAGACGAGAGGGCGGCGGCGGCGCGGCGGCGGCGGCGGCGACGAAAAGGCGGCGGCGCGCCCGCCGCCGUUAUCCAUGGCGGCGCUGCAGGGGCACCUCAUGAUGUACCGGGAGGAUCCCGAGGGGGCGGUGGACGCGAUCGGUGGGAUAGAGUGGGGGUGCGAUUGA